CCAGGGCCCGGGGCCGGCAUGGCGUGGCCCUGCAUCAGCCGCCUCUGCUGCCUGGCGCGGCGCUGGAACCAGCUGGACCGCUCCGACGUGGCGGUGCCGCUGACCCUGCACAACUACUCGGACCUCGAGAGCGACGAGCCGGGCCCGGGCGGUGGUGCCUCGCGCAGGGGCCCGUCUUCUGCAGGCGCCCGGGACCCUGGCCGGGACGUGCCACUCACUCAGUACCAGCGGGACUUCGGUGUGUGGACACCCGCGGGGCCCCGAGAUGCACCGCAGGGGCGCGGGCCCGCUGCGAGCGGCCGCCGGAGCAGGCCUCCCGCGGGCCCCAGCCGGGGCAUCUACGUGCUCCCCAUCGGCGACGCGGACGCGGCUGCAGCGGUGACCACGUCGUACAGACAGGAAUUCCAGGCCUGGACUGGAGUGAAGCCGUCGAGAUCCACAAAAGCAAAACCUGCCACAGUCCUCACAAGCCACAGCUCCGGAUGGGACGGCAGCCCUGGGGUCAGCUUCCAGGCCCCUGAGGGGAGGAAGAAGUUCACCCCUAACCCAUCAGCCAUCUUUCAGGCUUCAGCUCCCCGGAUCCUCAAUGUGUGACUGCCUGCCAAAGAGAGGGCCAUGGUGGAGCCAGAACCCACUGCUGCCGAGAUGGGGACUGCGGUGAGAUCUUGGGACUGGUCCCCUGCUGUCCCAGGGGAAGGGCCCAUCUUGCUUUGGGCACCGCUCUACCCCACUGCCACCCUGGCUGCAGGCCUCGUGCAAAGCGGAGGCCCAGAUGGACACGGCCCCAUACAGCUGGGCUCUGGGCCUCAAACCUCCUCUCAUUCCUCAAGAGGAGUAUAGAAGGCUUCGGAUCUUUUAAUGGCCUCUUUUGGCUACUCUUCAGUUUUUAAAUCUGAAGAACUUAAGGAUCAAUUCUGCUGUGGUCCAUGAGGGCUGCGGAAUAUGGACAUAACGGGUGCUUGAAAGAAACCAGUAAGGUCCACGAUGUUUUCUCAGGCUGCAUGGUAACUUUGUAACCUAUGGUCACCCAAGGUACUGUCCCUGGAUAUUCCUACAAAUGGCCCCACUCAUUCAGGUUGUAGAAGAAAUCUUAGGUAAUCACUUGCAUGUGACUCACGAUGAUGCCGAGUAACCAGGAUGACAUUUCCAAAAGGAACAGUUAUCACAUGGUUUCAAUUUCAAAGAAUUUAGGGCCAAGAGGCUCCUGUAUUUUAACGAAAGGUUUCUUGUGCUGAGUGCUUAAACUACCGAAUGAAUGACAUUUACCUUGAGGUUUCGGAGCUCCAUAUUUUAUUACUUAUUCCAGUUUUUUCCCUUAUGAUUGGGAGCUUUCUGGGGGAAGAAGUGGCAUUAGCUUCCCUCCCUGAAAGACUUUUAAGCGUCCUCUACACCAGCCCCUAAUCACCCACUCUGUGCUCUCACUCACAGUCACAGGGAGCUGUGAGGAGGCAGCUGCCUCCUUUCUCUGCUAAGUCCCAGCCCCUGUGGCCACAGGGAGCCAGCGUGGCCGGUUUGCACAGCUGGUGGUCAAACCUUUGAAGGAAUUUCUGUCCCUUUUUAGAGAUUAAGGGGGC
Molecule: messenger RNA, 1574 nt
Organism: Hyaena hyaena (striped hyena)
Lineage: Eukaryota; Metazoa; Chordata; Mammalia; Carnivora; Hyaenidae
Gene: MAP6D1
Product: MAP6 domain containing 1
Exons: 3
Coding region: 19-594 (191 amino acids)
Biological process (GO): regulation of microtubule cytoskeleton organization; cytoskeleton-dependent intracellular transport; microtubule cytoskeleton organization
Cellular component (GO): microtubule; cis-Golgi network; Golgi-associated vesicle
Molecular function (GO): calmodulin binding; microtubule binding
Source: RefSeq, a predicted model, not a curated record